AUCAGUGACAUAACCAAAAAAGAUACAACCUAAAAGUCAAAGAACCAAACCUUCCACCAUUCACGUUAAGAGGUUGAUAAUAUGAGCUGGUUUCUACCUUGCUUUACUGACACAGGAAUCUAAGAAUGAAGAAAAAGAAGCAAAAGUAGACAAUAAAGCAAAUACAAAUUUUGCAUAGUUUGGACAAAAGAACCUUUUACCCACUUGUGUUGUGAAGUCCCAUUAUUAUCUUUUACCAACACAAUCCCACUCUUUCUAAUCUCAGAACUUCGGUACUAACAAGUUAAACCAGCUAGAACCUAAAGAAAAUGGCUAGAGUAGGAGGCAUUUUUGUUUGUCUCCUCAUUGUUAUCAUGGAUGUAGCAGCUGGGAUUCUUGGCUUCGAAGCUGAAACAGCACAAAACAAGGUUAAGCAUUUGAAGGUGUGGAUAUUUGAAUGUAGAGAGCCAAGUCAUGAUGCUUUCAUGCUGGGGUUGGGUGCAGCAGUGCUUUUGGGACUUUCUCAUGUUAUAGCCAACUUGUUAGGUGGCUGUAAUUGUGUUUGUUCUCAACAAGAAUUUGAGAAAGCUUCCUCCAAUAAGCAACUCUCUGUCAUUUGCCUUAUUUUAACCUGGGUGGCGGCGGCAGCUGGAUUAUCAAUGUUGGUGAUAGGGUCCAUGUCAAACAACAGGGCAGAUGGUUCUUGUGGUUUGUCACACCAUCACUUUCUGUCCAUUGGGGGGAUAUCCUGUUUUGUCCAUGGUUUAUUCUGUGUUAUAUAUUACAUUUCUGCAACUGCCUCUACGGAUUAGCAUUUUUGUAACAUUAUAAUAACAUCUAGAAGUCACUUAGUUAUUCUUGUAUUAGUGCUUUUGGAGUAUGUUUAGAAGAGUUUCUUACUUGUUGUAAUGAGAAAAGGAUUCAAUCAUAUUAGAUGUUCAUCAUA
Messenger RNA from Lathyrus oleraceus (garden pea), 925 nucleotides. Its product is annotated as protein VASCULATURE COMPLEXITY AND CONNECTIVITY. NCBI's taxonomy places the organism in Eukaryota, Viridiplantae, Streptophyta, Magnoliopsida, Fabales, Fabaceae. The record is from RefSeq and is a predicted model, not a curated record. The coding region runs from base 309 to 791 and encodes 160 amino acids. The transcript has 3 exons.